Messenger RNA from Neohortaea acidophila, 920 nucleotides. Its product is annotated as Shr3 amino acid permease chaperone. The record is from RefSeq and is a predicted model, not a curated record. Lineage: Eukaryota; Fungi; Ascomycota; Dothideomycetes; Mycosphaerellales; Teratosphaeriaceae. Gene Ontology annotation, cellular component: endoplasmic reticulum membrane. Gene Ontology annotation, biological process: endoplasmic reticulum to Golgi vesicle-mediated transport. Bases 134 to 814 code for a protein of 226 amino acids. The transcript is spliced from 2 exons.
CCACUCUCGACCACAGACACUGCCAUUGCGCAACAACUUUGUGUCCUUCCACCGAACGACUUACCACAACUCCCCAACGUAAGGACGGCAUCGCUUGACAUUCGGAUAGAUCCAUUGCAGCCUCCACAAUACGAUGGCGCUCAAAGGCAUUGGCCCAUUCGCGACCUACCUCAUCGUAGGCUCAACCUGCUUCUUCCUCGGCAUCCUCUUUGGCAACCUCCCAUACGACUACUUCAUCCUGUGGUCGCAGCCAUGGCCGACGGAAGCGGACCCCGACCCCAUGACCCGAUACUUCGCGCUGCAAGAGUCGCACGUCAAGUUCCUGCACGCCUCGCCGCCGCUCAUCAGCCGUCUGCUCAAUCUCGUCAUCGGCGUGGGCCUGCUCGGCUUCCUGAUGAAGCUCUACCGCCCCACCGAGGCGAACAAGCUGUUCGACGGCGCCAGCCUGGCCCUGUACAUGGUGGGCAUCACCGUGUACGCGACGAACAUCGUCAAGGGCAUGCGCGCGGCCACGGCGGGGGUGUAUGGCAAUCCGGAGCUCGCGGAAGACCCGGUCGCGUUGCAGAAAAGCCUUGAUUCGGCUGAUGCGGCCAUCGUUGGGCGCGAGGAUACGCUGCGUGUGAUUGCGGCGAGCAACACCAUUCUCGCCUUCAUCCUUAUCGGCAUCCUUGUGCUGCAGGCCGGUCAGUGGUACGCGCAGAGAAAAGAGGCGCAGGAGAUGGAGAUCAUCGACAAGGCGCGGGAUGACAAGCGGAAGGAGAAGGCGUUGGAGAAGGCGGAAAAGACGGACAAGUCGAGCAAGAAGAAGCAAUGAGCACGGGGUGGGUGUUGGGGGUUGGAUACUAGAUGCAGAUGAGCAUUGAUUGAGAAGAUCCAAGGCUUGCGACCAGUUUAAAUAGAGUAGCAUGGCAAAGUGAGUU